This is a messenger RNA of Metarhizium acridum CQMa 102, 552 nucleotides long. RefSeq lists its product as uncharacterized. Lineage: Eukaryota; Fungi; Ascomycota; Sordariomycetes; Hypocreales; Clavicipitaceae. The record is from RefSeq and is a predicted model, not a curated record. Gene Ontology annotation, cellular component: lysosomal membrane. Gene Ontology annotation, molecular function: GTP binding; GTPase activity. Gene Ontology annotation, biological process: protein transport.
AUGGCCGGAAUAUUCAAAAAGGUUUACGACUGGCUUCUGCGGACAUUUUGGGCGAUGGAGAUGGAAGUUACGCUCGUUGGUUUGCAGAAUGCCGGCAAAACGUCAUUGUUAAGAGUUCUCGCCGGUGGUGAAUUUACUCUCGAUUCUAUACCGACCGUCGGCUUUAAUAUGAAACGCGUACAACAGGGCCAUGUGACUCUGAAAUGUUGGGAUAUUGGCGGUCAGCCAAGGUUUCGAACUAUGUGGGAGAGAUAUUGUCGCGGCGUCAAUGCUAUCGUCUUUAUCGUAGACAUCGCAGACGUAGAUCUCAUUCCGCAGGCUAAGGAUGAGCUGCAUUCCCUCAUGAGCUAUCCAACAUUAGCUGGAAUUCCCCUUCUGGUGCUUGGCAACAAGUCUGAUUUGCCUCAGAAACUUUCCGUCGAUGAACUCAUUGACGAAUUGGAUUUGAAGCAGAUUCAAGGCCGAGAAGUCUGUUGCUAUGGUAUCAGUGCCAAAGAAGAAACUAACCUCGAUGCUGUGGUUCAGUUUCUUGUGAAAUGGGCCAGCCGAUAA